Prunus armeniaca (apricot) is the source of this 1296-nucleotide messenger RNA. The record is from the annotation of a GenBank genome assembly. Lineage: Eukaryota; Viridiplantae; Streptophyta; Magnoliopsida; Rosales; Rosaceae.
AUGGAUCUCUCUCUCGCCGGCGACAAGAAGAGGCCGCGCAGAAGCUCAAGAGCAAGAGCUCCGACCACAGUCGGCUCUUUCCAACACGACAUCCUUUGCAUCAUCUUCUCUUUACUCGACUGCUUCGACCUCGCAAGUUGUUCCGUCGUAUGCAAAUCCUGGAGUGCGAUUAUCAACAAUUCUAAGUUGCUCCAAUUGUUUUACCGCAAAAAAUGGCAGACGGGUUUUCUGGGUUCCAGCAAUAGGUCUAAAGAAUGUCCUGAGGAAUCUUGGAAGGAUUAUUUGGAGGAGAUGGCUGUGGAGGGUCAUAGACUGGCAUUACAGGAAGGUCGAAUUCGUGUUGAUCACUUGAGGGGUCACUCUGUUGGGGGUGAACAGUGUCGAACGAAGAUGGGGUUGCUUCUUACUGGCGUCGGUGAUAAGGUUAUGCGUCUUUGGUCAUUGGAGAGCUAUAAAUGUGUAGGGGAAUAUCCCAUUCCAGACAGAGUCCGUUUAGUUGACUUUGAUUUUGAUGAGAGCAAGAUUGUUGGCUUGGUUGGCACUCGUAUAUGCAUAUGGAGGCAGAAUGGGAUAAGAAGAAUAUUUCCCUCACAUGAGGGAACCUUUUCGAAGGGUUUAUGCAUGCGUUACUGCGAUCCUGAGGCUGUGGUCGGCUGUGAGGAUGGGACAGUUCGUGUAUUUGACAUGUACAGUAGAAAAUGUUCUCAAAUCAUUAGGGCACAUGAGGGGCCAGUAAAAUGCUUAUGUUUGAGUGAUGAUCAGUUGAUGCUUAGUGGUUCUUCUCUUGGCGAUGUCACAUUAUCUGCACUUUCAUCUGGCGAGCGGGUAGUGAAGUUACGAUCACAAGAUUCCUCAGGCAUAAAGACUUUAUGUUUCAACCCUUGCUCUCACCAAGUAUUUGCUGGAACUGCUACUGGAUAUGGACUUUGUUGGGACCUAAGGAUGGGACUUUUGUGGAAGACACGAGUGAGUCAAAAUAGUGUAUAUUCAAUGCAACACCAGAGAAAUGAUGCAUCAACUUUGGCUGUUGGUGGAAUAGAUGGUGUGCUACGUCUACUGAAUCAGAGCACAGGUGAAGUAAUUUCAAGAUGCAUCUUGGACGGUUAUUUAUCACCAAGUUCACAAAACACACUUGGGGCUACACAAAGAACGAGGGGAAGAAGGCUUUCAGAAGAUACCACCAUUGACAGCAUUCUCAGAAGCUGUCGACCUCCAAUUACGUGCUUGGCUGUAGGGAUGAAGAAGGUUAUCACCACACACAACAGCAAGUACAUCAGAAUCUGGAAAUUUGACUGA